AUGGAGUCCGCGAAGAGCAAUCCAUACCUUGAGCUCAUCAGAUUCUACAAGCCGACCGGGUCCAUACUAAUGUUUUGGCCAUUCGCAUGGGGUCUGACUGCCGCUGCAUACACCACUAAAAUACCCUUGGGAGAGUACGCAGUCUUAUUGAUGAAGUCCUUAUUGUCCGCCUUCAUCAUGCGGAGCUCGGCAUGCACCGUGAACGAUAUUUUCGACCGCGACCUUGAUGCCGGAGUUGAACGCACUAAGACUAGACCAUUACCCAGCGGUAGAGUUUCAGUGGUGAACGCGUGCUUGUACCUUCUGUUGCAAUACAUCAUCGGCGUGUUAUAUUUCUCGACACUCAGCCCUCUGGCAUUUCGAGCCGCUCUUAUCCAGCUAUUCCCAUUAUUUAUUAUCUAUCCGAUCCUCAAGCGUGUUACAUAUUGGCCGCAAGCAUGGCUUGGCUUUGCUAUGAACUUCGGCAUUGUGGUUGCCUACGUCCAAGUACUUCCAGCUGCCAACCGAAAUCUACUGAGUUUCAUGUUGGCGGCAGCAUGGUGUUGGACCGUGUACUAUGAUACCAUCUACGCCUGUCAGGACAUCCGGGACGACAUAAAAAUGGGUAUCCGGUCGACUGCUCGACUCUUCGGUUCUAGAAUCCGACUGGCCCUCACUAUGCUCACUCUCGGGCUGGUAGGCUUGCUUACUUUAGUGGGCCGGGUAAACAACCAGAGGCUCCCGUAUUUCUUGGUUAGUGUUGGCGGGGGCGGGCUGCACCUAAUGUGGCAACUCUGCACGCUCAACUUGGCGGUCCCGAACAGCUGCUGGAUCGCCUUCAAACGAAAUGGUCAAUUUGGUUUGAUUGUCUGGGCUGGUAUAUUCAUAGACUAUGUGAAGACAAUUUAG
This is a messenger RNA of Gloeophyllum trabeum ATCC 11539, 888 nucleotides long. RefSeq names its product UbiA prenyltransferase. The transcript is spliced from 9 exons. NCBI's taxonomy places the organism in Eukaryota, Fungi, Basidiomycota, Agaricomycetes, Gloeophyllales, Gloeophyllaceae. The record is from RefSeq and is a predicted model, not a curated record. Gene Ontology annotation, biological process: ubiquinone biosynthetic process. Bases 1 to 888 code for a protein of 295 amino acids. Gene Ontology annotation, molecular function: 4-hydroxybenzoate polyprenyltransferase activity. Gene Ontology annotation, cellular component: mitochondrial inner membrane.